Messenger RNA from Ostrinia furnacalis (Asian corn borer), 2733 nucleotides. RefSeq lists its product as uncharacterized. The record is from RefSeq and is a predicted model, not a curated record. Lineage: Eukaryota; Metazoa; Arthropoda; Insecta; Lepidoptera; Crambidae. The transcript is spliced from 8 exons. The coding region runs from base 426 to 2594 and encodes 722 amino acids.
UCGCACUGCACAGACUCCGGAGGAACGCAUCGAAUUAAUUGCUCGGCGCAACACUAUCGCGGCGGACGGCCCGCGGGCGGACGCUCCUCCAUUUUUAAAAUCGGAGGAAAAGCGCGCGAACACACGUCAAACGCGCGCGAGAAUUUUUAUUCGAAAUUUUUAUUACUUUCCGGCCAGUAUUUCCGUGUCAGUUUUAUUUUUUAAACAAAAAGGUUAGCAACGGAGAUGUGCUCGUGUUUUAUAAGACACCGAUAAGCAAUCGCGGCCGAGUGCAAAUGUCGCUGAUAUGAAACUGAGAGCGAGCGCAGUGCUCUAAUGAGUUUUAGAUCGGCGCGGCUUACGAUGGUCGCAUCAACAAACGCGGUCCCUUCGCGGAAUCCAGUGAAUCACACACCGGUUAUCGGGUUUUGAGCGAGUACGGCAUAAUGUGUGAAGUGACAAGUUGGAUUCCGACGGCCGUGGCGGCCACACUGCGCGAGGACCGUUCCGCUCAGCCUGUGAUCGCGUGGCUGGGCGCUAUUAGAGACUUCACCGAGGAGUACGACCCACUGAUCACUGUCAGAUCUCCCUCGCCAGAAUCCGAAGACUCCGACAAAACAAGCGCGUCCCCCGACAGUGCAUUCGACGAAAUACUUUCUCAGCUGGGCAAGGAGAUCUUCAAGCUAGACGAAUACCAAAAAAACCUCGCCCCCGAAGAAAAGGAAGUGUCUCUCAGCAUUCUCAACAUAUUCGACGAGUGCCUAGAAGGUAUGAGUGAUACGAAAGAAAAGUGUGUUGUGAAAACAGAAACAGUGAAAGAUUUAGUUAACGGUGUGGAAGAAUGUAGUGAUGGUGAAUCGACUCUAUCUGAUGUGUCGUUCGUGACCAGUACGCCUAUUGCGGCGAAGGUCGAAGUGCCAGAGAAAGUUCCUCCGAUCCCUCCAAGGAGAGGUCGUUUAAAGUCGCCUUCUAGUUCGUCGUCGAUAUACGACAACGUAGAAGUGAAGACUGAGCCUGUGUCUGAUAGUGAAUCGACAAGCACUUGUUGGAGUUAUAAAGAAUGCAGCACAGACGCCGAGAACGAUGGGAAGGAUGCAUACGCAGCGAUGUGGUACCAGUCGAGUGGUUUCCACAAGUCAGACGAAAUACUGCAGCGGGUGUUAGCGCAGCACCACGCGACAAUAUCUCGAUUGUCUUUCCAUACGGCCGGCGAGCUGUUGCCGAAUAGGUACUCGGUGUACGCGUUGCACGAGGUGGGAGACCCGGGCAGGUGUGUCACGGAGCCGGAGUCAGUCGCUAUGACGCGCCACAAGCCGCUCGACGACGGCUACGAGCCGGUCCGCGACGCGAUCACCGACGAAAACAUUUACGAAGAAAUCGAGUAUGGAUACAGUUACACAGACGAAGGCUGCUCGUGCGGAGGCAGUAUCGAGGUGGAGAGUGUGUCCAUGAGUGCCAGCUCCGAUGGUGCGGGCCGGGAGAGCCCCUUGUACGCGAACAUGAGGGACCACGACGCGUAUGCGGUGACCUCUGACGUGAUAUUCUGGAAGAAUAUGCUGUUAGACCCGUAUUACAACGACGACGAGGAGGACGAGUGGAUCACCCCUGAAGAAUGCGCCGUGUACAGCAGGGAACAGCGGCCGCCUCUAGUCAUCCCUCGCAUCACCCAGUACCGCACUCCCAAGAGGGAAGUGAAGCAGCAUUUGGGGCAUUCUUACCAAGAGGAGAAUAUUAAUGAACCGUCAGUGAAGUCGUCGGUGCGCCAGUAUGAGAGGCUGCAGGACUGGAGCCCUACCUCGGAGCGGAGCCGAGUGGAGCUGGAGCGGAGCUUCAGCAAGGCCAACUCCGACAGCCCACCGCUGGCCAGGAUCAACAAGAGGCUGGGUAACUCCACCGAAAACCUCCUGUUCCCCAACAACCGAAGACCGAACCAUCUACAGCUGCCAGCAUCUUCGUCCGGGGACAGCCUGGAUGUGGAGAUCCGGGAGAGAGAGCCAGGGUAUACUAAGAGCCGAAAAUCCCGGUCCAUGGUCGCUCCAAAGCACCGAAUGAGGUCCCCAGUGCCUGCACCAAGGAUGCUGCUUCAUCAGCCCGCUGAGGCGACAGUGAUCCUCGAAGGACCAGUGAAGCGCACCAAGUUCUCGGAAAGCGGGAAGAAGAGCAAGAAGAACUGGAACGACUGCUACAUGAUCCUCACCCCGACCGCGCUCGUCUUCUACAAGGACCAGAAGACGUAUCUGGCAACUCGCAUGCCCAAGCCGCCGGGCACGCCGCCAUCGCCGGCGGCGCCACGCGCAGAGCUGGUGCUGCCUCUGCGUAAUGCCCACGUGAUGCAGUGCAUUCAAAUGCACACCAAGAGGUACACGAGAUCGAUGGUGCUCACGGUCGGGUACGACCAGUACCUGCUGCAGGAUGAGACGGACGAAGGCGCUAAGCGGUGGCUGAUGAACAUCCAAAACAUUAUCUACAAGCUGGGUCCUCCAAUGCUGGAAGACUUCCACUCCCCGCAGUAUACAAGCAGCAAUACAGACCUGGAAAGCCUGGGCAGGACCCCCCCAGCGGCCCGCCACGCCACAAGGAACAAACACAAAGGUUGGUCCCACAAAUAUUCCUAGCGUACCCCAAGGCACAGUUUUAUGCCCAGCGCGACUUUGUCAAAGGCCUUCCAGAGAUCUCUGAAGAUGGGAAGAGGUAUAUUUUGAAGUGAGUAUUUGAUUGAUGUAUAAUUUUAUCGGGGCUACAUUUUUCUUCUAA